Molecule: messenger RNA, 1960 nt
Organism: Asparagus officinalis (garden asparagus)
Lineage: Eukaryota; Viridiplantae; Streptophyta; Magnoliopsida; Asparagales; Asparagaceae
Product: protein SMAX1-LIKE 3-like
Exons: 5
Coding region: 1-1782 (593 amino acids)
Source: RefSeq, a predicted model, not a curated record
AUGGUCGUUAUGAUUAAACAAAUAAUCAUUAUGUUUGCUACGUAUAAUGUUGGGAUUGAGAAGGGUGAGGUCCCUGAGGUUCUGAGGAGCCUGCAGUUCAUAACGCUCCCGUUGUUCUCCUUCAGGAACCUGGGGAGGGAGGAAGUAGAGCGGAGGGUGGGGGAGCUGAGGUGCCUCGUGAGGAGUUGCUGCGCUGGGAGGGGGGCGGUUUUGUACCUGGGUGACCUCAAAUGGGCGGUCGAGUACAGGAUCAGUGCGCUCGGAGAGAAGGGUAGAGGGUAUUAUUGUCCGGUUGAGCACAUAAUUAUGGAGAUCAGGAGCUUGGUUUGCGGGGGGUUUGGAGGGAGGUUCUGGGUGAUGGGGAUCGCCACGUACCAAACCUACAUGAAGUGUAGACUGAGCCUCAACUGUGACAGUGAUUCACAAAGCCUGUCCAAAAGCAAGAGACCCGGAGAUGAACCUAGUUGGCGCCCUUUGAUAGAAGAUGCAGCAGGAAGUAAGCUUAGCUGUUGUGGAGAUUGCUCUAUCAAAUUUGAGAACGAGGCUCGAAGCCUUUCUAAAGUUUCAAGCAGUACUCAAGGUUCAAUGAUCACCUCAAAUCUACCUUCAUGGCUUCAACAGUACAAGGAAGAGAAUGAGAGGGCAACAAAUAUCAAUAAGGAGUCUACGCAAGAACUAUGCAAGAAGUGGAACUCUAUAUGCGACUCGACCCACAAGCACCAAAAUCAUUCGUCCGAGAUCACCCUCCAAUUUUCUUCAGUCUCUCCAUCUUCUUCUUCCAUUUCUUUCUAUGACCAGCAGCCCUACUUGGCCUUACAGCAAUCUCUCCACCCCCUAUCCUUUUCCAAACACCAGCAGAGGGAACACCAGAGCUGCUUAAUGCCAGAGCCUAAAGACGGAGAACUUGGACACAGCUCAAGGUUCUACUUACAAUCCACUUCACCUGGCUCAAACCCUAAGCCCAACCCUAACUCAACUUCUUCUAGCGACACAAUGGAAAUGGAGUAUUUCUCAAAGUUUAAGGAGCUCAAUGCUGAGAACCUGAAAAUUUUAUGCAACGCGCUGGAGGAAAAGGUGUCAUGGCAGAAUGCCAUCAUUCCUGAAAUUGCCAGCACCAUUCUGCAAUGUAGAUCCGGGAUGAUGAGGAAGAAAGGAAGGUCAAAAUUGUCAAGAAACAAGGAAGAGGCGUGGCUGUUUUUCCAAGGUGGUGAUGUUGAAGGCAAAGAGAAGAUUGCUAGAGAGCUAGCAAACCUCGUCUUUAGUUCCUACGCAAAUUUUGUCUCAAUUGAACUCAGCAGUUUCUCAUCGAUUAGGUCUGGUUCCACUGAAGAUAUUCGAAAUAAACGCUCUAGGUCAGAAGCAAGUCAUAGCUAUCUUGAAAGAUUUUGUGAAGCAAUCCGUGAGAAUCCACAUCGGGUCUUCCUAGUGGAAGACAUUGAGCAAGUGGAUUCAUGCUCUCAAAUGGGUAUCAAGGCAGCAAUAGAGACAGGGAAAAUAGGCAGCUGUAAUGGUGAGGAAAUUAGUACUGGUGAUGCUAUCAUCAUUUUAAGUUGUGAGAGCUUUGACUCAAGGUCAAGGGCUUGCUCUCCGCCCGUGAAGCAGAAACUGGAGAGUGGGGAAAUGAAAGUUCAUGAAUCAGAGAAGGAGAUGGAUUCAGGCGCUUGUUUGGAUUUGAAUCUUUGUGCUGCUGAUGAAGAUGUGGAUGGUUGCUCUUUUGGUGAUCUAGGGCUCCUUGAGUCGGUGGAUAGAUCAUUCCUUUUUAAGUUGCCAGAAGAGUUUUAGUAUGUGUUUUAAGGUUCUUGUUUCUUGGUUUUUAUGCUCAAUCUUUAUUUUUUGAGUUCUUUCCUGUAAAUUUUGGAAUGACAAAAAAGACUUGGCCUAAGAAAUCUUGUACCAGCUAGAAAAUACUUGUACAAUUAUUUUGUAGUCAUCAUUGUAGAGUAAAAUUAAAGGAUUUGCA